UGAUCGUGCUGUCCAAUGUUCAGGUCGGGCUUUUUCACUUUCAGGACGGUCUGUCCGGUGGUCGGGUUGUCUGGAUCGCAGUAUGAGUGUACCUCCACGUCGACGGAUCCUUACUGUGUGAACGCCUUCUUACACACGAAUUCAUCGCCAGAUCUACCGGAUUUCUCCCUUAGUUUUCCAAUUUAUCCGCACGGGAGACACAGCUUAAGAUCCCAAGACACUAAAGUGAGCUUCACCAUGGGUGGGACUUUCACCAGAUUGUUCAGUAAUUUAUUCGGCAAGAAGGAGAUGAGAAUAUUGAUGGUGGGCUUGGAUGCUGCUGGAAAGACCACAAUCCUCUACAAACUCAAGCUUGGAGAAAUUGUCACAACUAUUCCCACGAUAGGUUUCAACGUAGAGACGGUGGAGUACAAGAAUAUAAGCUUUACAGUGUGGGAUGUUGGUGGUCAAGACAAGAUCAGACCACUGUGGAGGCAUUACUUCCAGAACACACAAGGUCUUAUUUUUGUUGUAGACAGCAAUGACAGAGAACGUAUACAUGAAGCCAAAGAGGAGCUAAACCGUAUGCUAAAUGAAGAUGAACUCAGAGAUGCUCAUCUACUGGUGUUUGCUAACAAACAGGAUCUUCCCAAUGCCAUGACCGCUGAUGAUGUGUCCACGGCCCUAAUGCUGCAAAAUACGCGUAGCCGAAAAUGGUACAUCCAGUCAACUUGUGCUACCUCAGGAGAUGGUCUCUACGAAGGUCUAGACUGGCUCUCCAACGAACUUAAAAAGAGUAACUGAAGAAUGGAAAUACUUGCUGUCCAUUAAAUCAGUGUAGGUGGUAAUACUGUUAUGCUACCCCCAAAAAAGAAAAAAAAAGUCAAAUUGAAAUGGUGGUGAGAUUUUUCUUUGUACAAAAGAGAGAGAGGGUUUUAUAAAUUAUUUGCAUCUCUGUAGUACUCUCCUAAAUCCAGACGAUUAAAGAUUAUUAGGAUACAUAUCACCUUUGCUCCAAAAAUGAGUCGACCAGAGUGGAUUUAUUUUUCUUACACAGUUAGACUGUAACAUGUUCAGAAGGUACAUGUAGCUUAAACAUGGUUGUGAAAGCUUUAAUAUUCAUUAGAACAAGCAGUUUGAAAUCUGAGGUUUCCUAAAAUUCUCAUCGAUCCCCUUAAGAUAACAAUCUAUCUAGAAAUAAUCUAUUCCUAGGAACAUUAUUAUUCUACCAUAUUCCUAACAUGCAAAAAGUUUUACUCUAUGCGAAUGCAGGGCAGUUUUAUGUGUGUCAUAUAUUUGACCGACUAAAAAAAACCUCCAGCAAAUCUAUGUGCCAUUUUGUAGCAGAAACGAUUCUUAUAUGUUGUAUGUUACAUAUUGAUCAUAGCACCGGUCCAUUGUGAACAUGAUGUGCUAUUUCAUCAAUUAAAAGAAAAUUAAAUGAGCAAGAAGUUGGUCCAAAGCAGAGAUAUACAUUUAUUUAUCAAGAGUCCUGACUUUGUCAGUUCUUUGUGUGAAUUGAACAGUUUUUUGUACUACUUCUGGAGUUGUGCAAGUAUAAUACAUGGUUCUUAGCAAAGGAAAAGGUUGACUUGUUUAAUUUCUUUCCUUAUGUUCUCCAGUUAAAGUUUGUUUCGGCCUCCAUGUUAGGACAUAUUUAUGGCAACAUAACAUGCAUUGGUGUUUCAAUUUUGAAAUAUGUAUUAUUUAAGAGCUAUAUUAAUCUGAUAUUUUAGCCCAUUGGAAAUAUACACAGAAAUUAAAGCUUUCUUGAUUAUAUGGUUCAUCAUAACAUGUGGCAUCAAAACUGAAAAGGAACACACGUAAUAGAAUGAAAUAAUAUGUAUUCUUAUUCUUGACGGUCAGUGGAGUAAAAAAAAAGUUAAGGUUCAUAUCUAACUGCCUAAUCUAGGCAGGAAUAUUGUAUCUAUAUUGAAUUGCAUUGGCAUUAAUCUAUUUUUGCCACUCUCCACCCAGAUGCUCUACGGUUACUACUGGCAUUUCCAGUUUGGUUCAGUCACCCGACAUUCAUUAAUAAAUGAAAAUUACAACCUCUCUGCUUGAUAAAACGGUUCCAUGACAUUUGCUCUGGCGACAAUUGCUCCACUAUGAAUUCCACACACUAAAUGGAAUCGCCAACUUCAACCAUGGAUUUUAACACUAUACCCUAUCUUGAACCUAACCCUAAACCUAAAAUAAAACCCUGUUGCAACCCUAACCCCAAAUCAUAGACAAAAUAAAGCCCUGAGCAAUUGUCGCAGGAGAAAAUGUCGCGGAAACGGUAUAACGGUAUGUUGGUCCAUUUGCGACGUGAAAUCUGAACCAGCCCCAUGUUUUCAUGUGUGUAUUCCAUGCGUGCAGUGGUGCUCAAUGAUACCAAAAUUGGCUUUCUUUAAAGCGGAGCAGACCCAUAAUUCAAUAUUAAACGAUCAAAUUGUUUAUAUGUGGUUUGAUCAUAAAAUCACGGUCUAAAUUAUAGACUCGAGAAAAUAUUUUAUAGUCAAAGUAGACCAACAACAGCAUUCCCAAACUUCCAUUUCAAUAUCUUUUUUAACAUUUAAGAUUGAAUAGAUGUGGGAAAACUUUAUAUUUAUUUAUUCAUUCUUUUUCAUCUUCUUGUUGCUGUACAUGUAAGUGUGGGAUUCAUAGUGUGAUGCUCACUAUUAUUACAUUCCAUGUGUAUUAUAUAAAUCAUUAGUAACUGUUUUUCGAAAGUGUUUUUCACUUUUAUCGUAUAUCACAUUUUCCAUUUUGUACAAAAAAAUGGUUCAACCAGUGAAAUUGGAAUGAGACAAUAACCUUCAUUCCAUUAAGCCUGCAUUCGAACCCAAUGCAGGAAAGUGGUGUAAUUUCCUUCAGCAAGGAAUUGAUCCAUAUUGUGCUGAACUUGACCGAGUUGUGGUAAAUGAGUACCCGAUAGGAUUAAUUCCUUGAAUAUAAGUUAGCGCUGCUGAUAAAGUGGUAGCUCGAGCUAAUGCCAGGGUAAUAAUAAUAAUAUGGACUAUUUAUGUAUCGCAGCUACUAUAUUGAUAUAACCUACUGCACUUAACAUUUGGUAUCAUAUUAAUAAACCGGCUGUAGCUAAGCCGCCAAGCCCGCCAUAUAGGCGCUCAAGCAUUUGAGGAAUUGCGUCCUACCGGGUACCCAUUCACCGAGCACCUGGGGAUGAGUGCAGCACAAUGUGGGUAAAUAUCUCGCUGAAGGAAAACAUGCCAUGGUUUGGGAAGCAAAGUGAUAGCAAACCCAUGUCCCUCAGAGUGAAAGACGAGAGUCAUUACCACUAGACCACGAUGCUCCCACUCAUACUGAUAGUUGCGCUUUGUAUUUUGUGGCAAAAAGUGCUACAUGUACAUAAAUCCAGCUAUUAUUAUUAUUAUCAUUGAAUUAAAAUGACCCUAACAUUAUUAUAGAUGGAGACUCAACUCUGUCUUCUCACAAAGAGCACGCUUUAAAAAAACCUACAUAGGACUUGCUGUUUAGGAUUUACUGAUUUUGUAUUCUGAAAAGUAACCCUCAUUUCAUACAGUCCUUUAUAGGAGAAGUGACCAUGAAGGUGGAUGCUUGUAUGAAAACUGGGGGGUGUUUUACAAAGGGUAAAGUGUGUCUUAAAGUCAUGCUUAGUGCUAACACGCACAUUAUAUGUAACACAAGAUCUUACUGAUUAAUACACAGCACGUGUCCUCUUAUUUAUGAUUUGACCAAUGUGAUUCCUUUUAUAUGGCACCCAAUUGGACAUUUAAGUGUGACUCUAAGUCAUACUUAACUCUUCGUGAAACACCCCCCAGUAGUCUGUACAUGUUAUACAUGUACAUACACAUUAUUUAUUAAGUUCUCUAACAUUAGUGGCAUCUUAACGUACAAAACAGUAAAGGAAGUAUGGUACAAGGAAAUAUUAAUAUAUUGUUAUAAUCAUAAUGUAUAUUCAUGCUUAAGAAUUUUAUUGGAUUUGAAUUACUGGCUUAUCCUAAAGCCCUAAUAUGAUAUGCUUGUAUGUUUUUAUUUAUUUAUUUUUAUUUUCUUGUAGAUGCAUGUUGUACUGGGAUAAUGUAUAUACAUUGAGGCAGUGGGGUAUUAUGUUCUGUUUAUAUAUUGUAAGCAUCUUGUAGGUAUUUUGAUUUUAAAUACCGUAAACAAAGAGUGUCACGAAAUAAAAUGCCACUCCUGCUCUUAACCGAUGACAACACGUAUUGUGCUCGCACCAGUAAUCCUAAUUUUUAGGUGGGGUCCAUCUACCAUACAGGCAUUUUUUUUGUUUUAAAAUACACAUUUAUGUACUAUCAAGUACUGUAGUUUAAUCCCAAUUAUGUAUGUACUGCAUUAUUGUCUUAUUGUAGAUGAUUUCCAGAAUUUUAGGCAAAUGUGAUGACAAAUUUUCACUAUUAAAAAUGUUUAAAAAGUA
This is a messenger RNA of Lytechinus pictus (painted urchin), 4378 nucleotides long. RefSeq names its product ADP-ribosylation factor 2-like. Gene Ontology annotation, cellular component: cytoplasm; plasma membrane. The transcript is spliced from 5 exons. Gene Ontology annotation, biological process: vesicle-mediated transport; intracellular protein transport. Bases 16 to 783 code for a protein of 255 amino acids. Gene Ontology annotation, molecular function: GTPase activity; GTP binding. The record is from RefSeq and is a predicted model, not a curated record. Lineage: Eukaryota; Metazoa; Echinodermata; Echinoidea; Temnopleuroida; Toxopneustidae.